ACAAGUUGUCGCCAUACCGAACGCACCAACACGAGAUCGUGGAAGAACCAGGUUCGAAGCCGACCUUCCGAGCACCAUAUCGGCUCAGCUCCACGGAGCUAGCCGACAUGAAGAAGCAGAUCGAGUAUCUCCUCGCAAAAGGACUCAUCCGACCAUCCACUUCGCCAUACGGUGCCCCAGUACUCUUCACAUCGAAACCGGACGGAAGCCUGCGCAUGUGCAUCGAUUACCGAGCUCUCAACAAGCAGACCAUCAAGAACAAAUAUCCAAUCCCACGAAUCGUUGACCUGCUUGACCAGCUUCGGGGAGCCACGGUAUUUUCCAAACUGGAUCUGCGGUCCGGAUACUGGCAGAUAGAAACGGCAGACAAUUUUAUCCACAAAACUACCUUCCGAACUCGAUACGGGUCAUACAAGUAUCUGGUAAUGCCAUUCGGACUCACCAACGCACCAGCAACGUUCCAAGAUGAAAUGAACCAUAUUCUAUGCCCACUCUUGGACGAAUGCAUGGUGGUGUACCUGAACGACAUCCUCAUCUAUUCGCGCGACAUGCAGCAACACGUCCAACACCUGCGACGCGUCUUUGACAUUCUCCGACGAGAACGAUUUUACGUCAAGUUUUCCAAGAGCGAAAUCGCCCUCAAGAAAGUCCAAUUCCUAGGACACAUGGUGAGCGCUCAAGGAGUUCACGUCGACCCCAAGAAGAUCGAAGCCGUACGCACGUGGAAGACACCCGAAAACGUGAAGGAGUUGCAGCAGUUCCUAGGCUUCGCUAACUACUAGAACAUGUUCGUGUCAUAAUACGCAAAA
This is a messenger RNA of Closterium sp. NIES-67, 809 nucleotides long. Lineage: Eukaryota; Viridiplantae; Streptophyta; Zygnematophyceae; Desmidiales; Closteriaceae. The record is from the annotation of a GenBank genome assembly.